CGAAGCACUCAUGAAGCAAAAGCAACAUAUUGAAGUUGUUUUUCAAAAGCAUUCAGACCAAGCUAAAAAGGAUUAUCGAACUCACUUAACAGCAACAAUUGAGUGCAUUAGGUUCUUAUUGCGACAAGGAUUGGCUUUUCGUGGUGAUGAUGAAUCGCACAAUUCAAACAAUCAAGGUAAUUUUUUGGAGCUUCUUGACUUUCUUGCUCAACAUAAUACAGAGAUUGAUCGUGUUUUCAAAAAUGCUCGUGGAAACCUUAAACUAGUAGCACCUAAAAUUCAAAAAGAUAUUGUUAGAGCUGCUGCAAGUGAAACUACUAAAGUUAUUAUUGAUGAUCUUGGAGAUGAUUUAUUUUCUGUUUUAGUUGAUGAAGCUCGAGACAUUUCUGUUAAAGAGCAAAUGGUUGUUUGUUUGCGGUAUGUGAAUAAAGAAGGGAUUGUAAUGGAGCGAUUUCUUGGCCUUGUCCAUGUUUCUAGCACAAAUGCGUUGUCGUUAAAAGUAGCUUUGGAAUCUUUAUUAGCAAAGCAUAGUUUAAGCUUAGCAAGAAUACGUGGACAAGGUUACGAUGGAGCUAGUAAUAUGCAGGGAGAAUUUAAUGGCUUAAAAAGUUUGAUCUUGAAAGAAAAUGCUUGUGAUUUUUAUGUUUAUUGUUUUGCUCACCAACUUCAAUUAGCACUUGUGGUUGUUACAAAGAAACAGGUUGAAAUUGCACUACUUUUUAAUUUGCUUGCUAGUUUGUGCAAUAUUGUUGGAGCUUCUUGUAAACGUAAAGACAUGCUUCGUGAAAGUCAAAUGCAAAAGACAAUUGUUGCAUUACAAAACGGAGAUGUUUCUAGUGGGUGUGGCUUAAAUCAAGAAACAACAUUGAAAAUGGCAGAAGUUCUUAAAGUGAUUGAGGAAGAUGGAAAUAAUCCUGAACAAAGAGCUGAAGCAUGUCAAUUAUUGAAUCAUAUUCAAUCUUUUGAAUUUGUAUUCAAUUUACAUUUGAUGAAAAGUAUAUUAGGAGUUACUAAAAAGUUGUCUCAAGCUCUACAAAGAAGUGAUCAAGACAUUAUAAAUGCUAUGACAUUGGUUAAAGUGUCCAAGCAACGAUUGCAAAGUAUAAGAGACGAUGGUUGGUCCUCUUUGCUCAAUGAAGUUUCACUAUUUUGUGAUAGUCACAAUAUUCUUGUUCCAAAUAUGAAUGACAUAUUUGUAACACAAGGAAGAUCAAGGCGCAAAAUCCAAAAGGUCUCAAACUUGCAUCAUUUUCAAGUUGAAUUAUUUUAUCAAGUGGUUGAUAGACAACUUCAAGAGCUCAACAAUCGUUUUACAGAGGUAAAUACCGAGCUACUUCUUUGUAUAGCUUGUUUGAAUCCAAGUGACUCGUUUUUUGCAUUUGAUAAGGAGAAGUUGCUUCGUUUAGCUGAAUUUUAUCCACAUGAAUUCUCUUCUACUCAACUUUUGGCACUUGAUAGUCAACUUGAGAAUUUUAUAUUGGAUAUGCGUCUUGAUGAUCAAUUCUCAAAUAUAAAUGGAAUCAGUGGACUAUCUCAAAAAUUAGUUGAGACAAAAAAGCAUGUUGUUUAUCCAUUGGAGUUUCUUCUAUUGAAAUUAGCUUUGAUUCUACCUGUGGCAACGACAUCAGUUGAGAGAACAUUUUCUGCUAUGAAUAUCAUAAAGAGUCGACUUCGUAAUCGAAUGGGAGAUGAGUGGUUGAAUGAUUGGCUAUCGCAACGGCGCCGCGCCUCACCGUCAUCUGACUUGUCAUCGUGCCGCUACUGCACCCGUCUCACCCAGCCGCAUUCAGCUCCCUGUUGCGCCGCCUUGCCGUCGUCGUCACCAAUGAUCGACGAGAGAGAGAGAGGGAGAGGCGAACGCGAGGAGAGAGAGGGAAGCUGUUCACGCGGGCUGGAGGGUCGCCACCAUCGUCUUCAUCGCGACCUGUCACCGUCGCUGGAGCCAGCCGCCUUCAUCGCUAUUUCUCGCCAUUUGUGCCUAUGCCAAAUCCUGGAUCAUCGCCGUCUGGGUUGCGUGGAGGAAGAAGGAGCUACUGGGUGUCGUUGCGCCUUGUCUCCGUUGCCGCUGAGCUUCAACCGCCGCCAUGCCAAGUCGCUGUUGCCAUUGUUGAGAGAGAAGAGAGAGCUUGAGGAGAGAGAAAUAGGAUGUGCGAGAGGAGCUGCCGUGAAUAGAGGGUUGUUCCGUCACUGCUAUUGUGUCGCCGUUCGGGUGAACCUUGGUUGCUACUGGAGCUGUUGGUGCCGCUCGUGGAGCUGA
Messenger RNA from Arachis ipaensis, 2257 nucleotides. Lineage: Eukaryota; Viridiplantae; Streptophyta; Magnoliopsida; Fabales; Fabaceae. The record is from RefSeq and is a predicted model, not a curated record.